CUACACUAGUCGCCCGGAAGCCUGAAGAGCAUAGUACCUGGGCUCAUCAGGCCAGGGGUUUUCACCUGUUCAAUGGUCAACUAACCCCAUGGUACUCAGUCCCUGUACAUGGAUUACAGACAGCAACAAUGCCUGCCCUGGAACGUUACUUGAACGUGUGUAUGCAUUAUAGUCAGGUACUCGCUGACUCCUCGAUCCAUGCUUAGUUAGGCUUACGGUAAGUUCCAUGUAGGGCUUUUAGGAAGUGGCCGCGCUCAGUUAAAAGGGCAUGAUGUCCAGGCGUGUUCAGUAGAUUGUCGUGUAGUUGCUCUACAUUCGCUCUUUACGCCAUAGUCACUCUUUUCAUUCAAAAUGGCGCGCAUUGCUUUUAUUUCACUAGCCAUCUCGGCGCUGCUCUGUUUCGUUAAUGCAGCAUUCGAUAUUACAUCGAAGAACAAUGUUGCUGUCUACUAUGGUCAAGGACCGAAUCAGAAACGUCUGACCACGUACUGCGCCGAUCCUACCAUUGAUGUGAUCAUCCUCUCUUUCGUUCAUCUCUUUCCCGAGCAAGCCAACGGACACCCAGGUAUCAACUUCGGUAACCAAUGCAGUGCCGAGUCAUACAAGGGCCCAGGAUUCAAGGGUGUCAAGGACCCCUCAAAAGACAUGCUGUUGAAGUGUCCACAACUGCAGCAAGACCUUUACACAUGCCGACAAACAAGUGACAAGAAGAUCUUGUUGUCCCUCGGAGGCGCAACAAAGGAAUACAACGUCAACGGCGCCACGAACGGCACAAGCUUUGCGAAUCAGCUCUGGGGAAUGUUCGGUCCUCGACAGGACUCAUGGACAUCGCUGAACAAGCCACGUCCCUUUGACUACGUCAACACAACUCUCGACAGCUCGAUUAUCAAUGAGUUCGCCGUGGACGGAUAUGACCUUGAUAUCGAACACCCCUCGGAAGAUAACUCGGCUGGCUACAUCGCUAUGGUCAAGAGACUCCGAACUUUGUUCGCCACUGAUGCCAGAAAGCCGUACUACCUGACGGCCUCGCCUCAGUGCAUGGUUCCUGACACGAACUUGGUCGACACGCUCGAGGCUACCAAGUUCGACAUGCUCUUUGUACAAUUCUACAACACGCCGGCAUGCUCUGCCCGUGGCUGGGCCGGUAAAAACUCGGCAUACGUUCCAGGAGGCAAAUAUGACGAAGCCAACUUCACCUUCAAGGCCUGGGCCGACUGGCUGAAGACCACCAAGUUCAGUCAAGACGCACGCAUCUUCAUCACGCUCCCUGGCGCAAACGCCGCCGCCAACCCUGGUGCCUACAUCACCGUUGCCCAGACCAAACAGCUAGCGAGUGCGUACUACUGCGAGCAGAAAUUUGCCGGCAUUGGUGUCUGGGAUGCUACCUAUUCUGAACAGAGCAUUGCCUCGGGCAAGUACUUCUUCCAGAAUGCCAAGACAACACUGCAGGCUGCUGCUAUCGAUACCAGACUCUCCUGUAACAAGAAGAAGCGUGAGCUUUCUGGGUCUGAGGAAUAAGUCAGCUAAAGGCUAAAGUGUUGGAGGCAAACGGCAGUUGGGCUGUAUAAACACUUCGCAUUCUGGGUAUAUAUAUAGAAUUGGGAUACCAUUUGGCUUUUUAAGGCUCGUCGCCGUUAUUGAAUUGCACGUGAAAUACAGUUAAAUUGUUGCUUACUGGUGUGUGUACCGUAAAUUCUAACGAAACUUGUAACUGUUCAACCCUCAGACCGCGAGACAUCCACCCUAAGUUCAUUUGUAUGUUGGCCCAAGCGCUCUCAAGUUCCACAGCAUAGCAUCAAGUUGGAUUAUCGAGUUUUUCAUUUUU
Messenger RNA from Xylaria bambusicola, 1825 nucleotides. Its product is annotated as glycoside hydrolase superfamily. The record is from RefSeq and is a predicted model, not a curated record. Gene Ontology annotation, cellular component: extracellular region. Gene Ontology annotation, biological process: carbohydrate metabolic process. NCBI's taxonomy places the organism in Eukaryota, Fungi, Ascomycota, Sordariomycetes, Xylariales, Xylariaceae. The coding region runs from base 352 to 1518 and encodes 388 amino acids. The transcript has 2 exons. Gene Ontology annotation, molecular function: chitinase activity.